AUGGCAGCGUUAAAACAGGAGCAUCGAUAUGGGCUCUCCUGUGGAAAGAUUAAUAAAAACAUUCCCAACAAAACUAUUUAUCACGUCAAGCUUACAGACACUGCCAUCCGGACACUAGAAGCCUAUCAAAACCUGAAGGGAUCCUUACCAAAUCAACCGGCAAUUUGCUUCAAGGGGAGCCAGGGGUACAUCAAGAUUCCUGCUCCAUCCUCGGACUCUCCCGACGCUCUGCGAGUCUUCUCCUUCUACCUGUCCAGUGAUAGUAAGGACAAACCUCAGGCCAGCUUUGAUUGUAUCCAUCAAUAUGUUUCAGAGGACGGACGAGAGCAUUUGGAGGGUCAGGGCAGUAUUCAGGACAAGAUCACGGUCUGUGCCACUGAUGACUCCUACCAGAUGACCCGUGAGCGCAUGUCUCAAGUGGAGAAAGAUAUCUGGAGUCGGUCUGCCAUUGAGAUCAAACCGGGUUCCACUCAUCCCAGUAAAUGUGUGAAGAUCAAGAGGAAGCAGGGACUGCCAACAAGCUUUGACAACGGGACUAACAAACAUUCCCCUAGCAACAAGCGGAGCAGCACCCCCAGCCUGGUGGCCCACAGACCUCUGAAAGAGCGAGUCAUUCAUGUCCUGGCUUUAAAGCCAUACAGGAAAGCAGAGCUACUGUUGUGGCUGGAUAGAGAGAGAGCUAGCCCCAAGGACAAGGCCGACCUGAGCUCUGUGCUGGAAGAGGUUGGUAAACUCAACCCCAAAGAUCAAAGUUUCACUUUGAAGGAUGAUUUCUAUAGGCAUGUUCAGAGGGACUGGCCGGGUUACAUGGAAGAGGAGAAGCAGCUCAUCAACAGGCUGCUGGCCAGAAAGCUUCAGCCUCUCGGCAGUAGCCAGUUGAAGACGUUCCAGUCCAACCAUUCAUUCCAGAAAACCUCAGGGGAUUCUCCAUCACAGCUCAGCCCAGUCAAGAAUCUCUCUGUGAAACGCCCCGUGCCUUCUGACCACUCGGAAAGUCAGACUCCUAAGAAGCAAAGAGUGUCAGACCACAGUUUGCCCUUGCAGUCUCCCUCAAAUGGCCAUCAUCUGAACUCUUCUGCAGGGCGUAACUCCACCAGCAAUGGAAAUUCAAGUUUACAAACCAAAACGGAGUUUGAGAGGGCCAACUCUAGCAUUCAGGAGAGUCCAAACAACCCUUACCAACAACACAAACUCGGCGAAGCCAACAGAACUCCCAAAGUGGAGCGACUGGAGGCAGAAAGAGCCCCCAAACCCAGUCCCAACCCUUCAAGGACUGAACCCCCAAUCUGCACAGACCAGCAGCUCGCCAAUGGCCAGCACAAAAAGAAAAAGUCCAAGAAGCACAAAGAGAAAGAACGAGAACGCUUAAAAACAGAUUGGGUGGAGACGAGCCCUGAUCUUAAACAUAACCAGGAAAAUCUCAAUGAACGUGAGGGGGCCAACACACCUGUCUCCCGUGCCUCACCCGAGGAGCUGCCCGACUAUUUAAUAAAGUACAGCACCAUAACAGGCUCUGAGCAGCGUCAGCAGUACAAGGAGGAUUUCUGCGCUGAGUAUGACGAGUACAGGGACCUACACGAGCGGAUAGGAAGAGUUACAGAGAUGUUUGUUCAACUGGGCUCAAAGAUAAAGACUCUAUCUCCUGGAACACAAGAGUACAAGGUAAUGGAGGAUCAAAUAUUGGAGAAGUAUAGAAAGUAUAAGAAGAAAUUUCCUGGUUACCGGGAAGAAAAGAAGCGGUGCGAAUAUCUCCAUCAGAAACUGUCACACAUCAAAGGGCUGAUCCUGGACUAUGACCGGACCCAUCCGCCCUCAUAGUCUUUAAUCUCACUCACUCAGAGUGUCAGCAUGGACCAAAAGACUCCCGAAAAGAGACGUCCAAGCCUGGACCCAGGACCAAACCUGGCUCCUCCAGCACAGAGGGCCCUGAGGAGGAGUUCUCACUUUACUCCUCUGAACAAAUGUUCCGGAAACAGAAGAGUGUAAGCUCUAGCUUCAGAAGUGGGGCUAGAUCUCAUGACUCGUGACAAUGCCCUCUAACUUUUUUGUGUGUUUUCUUUUUUUGUUUGUUUGUUUGUUUGUUUUUUUCCCUUUGUGAUUGAAAGCGUUGAAGAGAAUUUGUGGCAUUGAGGUAACAGAAGACCAAAAAUCUUUUGUGUCUUACCACUGCUGAUUUUACUCUCCUGACUUAGGCAAAAGACCAAGUCCAUGCCAAGCUGAGGUUGCAUUUCGAUGGUACAGUACAAUCAUAAAUUCAGGUUUAGAUCACCCACUCCACUGUCUGUCAGUGCUUUACUUUAGUGCUAAACACAGUGUCUAUUUUUGGUAUUUUGCUGAAUGUACAUUUGUAAAAUUGCUGUAAGAUCAUGAAUUAUAAACAGAGGGUUUUAAUCACUGGAUGAAUAAGGGAAAACCUUAAAUGUUCUAUAUUCUGGGGUAAUUGUACCAAACUCUGUAGAAUAUAGAGGUGCACAUUCUAGCCAAUAAUUUUUGUUAGUUGUAGCUCACAAACCUCCUCAGCAAGCCAUUCAUGUCAAAUUCUCUGUAGGAAAGAGACCUCUUUCUGUGCAGUCACCCUGUAAUGUGUGACUACUGCCUGAGCAGUGACCUAGGUCCUUCUCUAUGUCAUAUAAUGUGUAGUGGGGUUUCCUGACCUGGGUUACAGGGGCCACUCCUGUCAGAACUGGAGUAUAAGUGGAUGAGACUUCAAAACAUAAUGCCCACAUCUCCUACACUACAUACGAAUAACACACAAGAGUACAAAACUGGUCUGUUUUCCAUGACCACUGUGUCCAGGGUCCAGUGCUCGAACCACUACAGCACAUAGUGUCCUUAUGACAUAAUUAUUAUUAUUAUUAUUAUUAUUAUUAUU
Chanos chanos (milkfish) is the source of this 2872-nucleotide messenger RNA. Its product is annotated as RNA polymerase II elongation factor ELL. The transcript is spliced from 12 exons. The coding region runs from base 1 to 1818 and encodes 605 amino acids. Gene Ontology annotation, biological process: snRNA transcription by RNA polymerase II; transcription elongation by RNA polymerase II; positive regulation of transcription elongation by RNA polymerase II. NCBI's taxonomy places the organism in Eukaryota, Metazoa, Chordata, Actinopteri, Gonorynchiformes, Chanidae. The record is from RefSeq and is a predicted model, not a curated record. Gene Ontology annotation, cellular component: transcription elongation factor complex. Gene Ontology annotation, molecular function: cis-regulatory region sequence-specific DNA binding.